AUGGCGCCAGUCUUGCCGGACGAGGUAGUCUACCACAUCUUCACCUACCUCGAGCCGCACUCCCUGGGAAUCACUUUACAAUGUAGCACUGCUUUCUAUAGGAUCGCUACCGCUCCACCUCUAUGGGAAGUACCCUACUUUCUACGAUGGACUACCGGAGACCCCCGACGGGAGGCAGUGCGCGGAACGGAUAGAUGGAAGCGAUACAGAAAACUGCGAAGGCUUGCCGAGCAUGCGACUCGUGCUGCAGAGGAGAAAGGUAUGAAGACGGCGAGCACGUCUCAGUCACCCUUUCACUAUCUCAACCUCGACGAAGGCUCGGUGAGGUCUGCCACUUCCGCGCCCAGCAUCGACUUCUACCGUCUUUUUCUCGAACGGAUUCGCAUCGAUCAAGAGGUUCUGGAUUCUGUUUACGACCAGGUCGAAGCAACGCACGACCGUAUCCCACCGAUCACCUCGUUGGCCAGAAGAUUCGGCAACGACGCAAAGGACGUGCUCACGGCGGUAGUAGAAGCUCAGUCGAGCUGUCCUUCUUGGGCCUGCAAUGGUCUCCCUCACGGCACUGAAACGAAGAAGACACACGACCGAGGCAAGCUUCCAGAAACGAAAGAUGCUCUGGCGUACAACACUGAUGGCUAUCGUAUCAGUGCCUAUCAGGCACAUCUUCCCACGUCACUGCGGUCGGAGACUCACCACCUCGUCAUCCUCCAUCAUGCAAGAGAGAUCCUGGAGCACCUUCAGCGACGCGAAGCUAUGCAGGGCAUGAGCGAUAUGGCCUAUCUUAAAACCGUUGCCGAUACUUCCGAUGCUCGACCUCGAUCAUCAAGGACCUCGCACGACUUCCUGCCAAAGCAAACCGAAAGAGCAGUCUCACUUCUCACCAUGUUCCGUGGGGGCGAAGUGACCUACGUCGAGGAACAACUCGACAUUCUCGCCGCUGCCUGCGACCUCUACCUUCAACAACGCCUCCCACCAACCAUACCCGCCACAUCAUCCACACUAGAGACGGCCAAACUCAAAGCCACCGCCAUCUGCGACUUUCUCGCAGACCACGGCUUCCGCGGAGCACGAGAUGACCUCUUCCACGAUCUCGACAACCACUUCCUCCACCACUGUUUCACCACCAACCGCGAAACCCUUCCGCUUUCUCUCACCCUCAUCUUCUGCGGUAUCGCCAAUCGUCUCGGUCUCACAGCUUCCCUGUGCAAUUUCCCCAUGCGAAUCAUCGCGUUCAUCUCUACCUACCCGACAGCACCUCUACCAUCUUCGACGGAUACUCUCGAAUCAGCGCAUCCGGAUCUCUUCUGGCUCGACGUGUGCGAAUAUACGACGGUGGCAUACGAUGCGCACGAACCGACACCCACCGAUCCGUUCGCUCGUAAGGAAUCGUGGUUGCAACAACGACCUCCGAUUUUGGAUCGGAACGAUCUGACAGAGUGGAUUGGUAGGAUGGGGGUUCCGCCAUCGGACGACUUUUGGCGACCUGCUGAGCCAGGAGUUAUGGCCCAGAGAGCUGCGAGGAAUAUCUUUGGGAGUGUUCAGAGGGCGCAGAUCACGCCGAGGAAUCAGCAUCCGGUGGGGCAAGCGAGGAGCGCGUUGAGGGCUAUGGAGUUGAACAGGAGGAGAGCGAGGUUGGAGCAGCAGUGGAAGGAUGAAAGGGUAGACUAUGCUUUCUUGAACUCGAUGAAUGGAAGGACAGAUCCACGACAGCAAAGAGACACCGCCGAUCGUGUGGCGGCUGCUCUGGCUGGCAAAAUUGCGAUAGACGAAGACGAAACGAUCUGGCACAUCGUCAAGUCUUGGCGGAGGGAGUCGAUGCCCACACUCAUCUCCCAACCAGACAGCUGGGUUCUACCCGCACAACCACCUUCGUCCCAUUUCCGAUCCUGGAUGGCCGCUCGUGCUGACGACAACGAUUGGACGUUGUCCCGCAUCCAUCUGCAACGGCGAGCCGAUCACUGGUCCGAACACGAGCGUCAAGCGGCCAAGUAUGCCGCUCUGAAUGCGUUCUUGCGGAUCAACGCGCAGAUGAUCGCGCGCGAGGUGGAUUGGUUCGCAGGAUUCGUGCAGAGUUACUUUAUGUUGGAUGUCGAGGUUGUUGAGAGGGAUUUCUUGGGUAUGGAGCAUGGCGAGGAUGGAGAAAGGUUGGAUGGUGGUGGUGGUGGUGCGGGGAGUGAGGAGGAGGGGAGUGAGUCGAGUGAUGAAGAGGAAGGGAUUUCAAUUCGAGGCGUGAGAGAUGGAGGAGGGGAGGGAGGUGGGAUUCUUACGAAUGCAAAUGCGAGAGUUGUGUUGGGGAGGAUGCUGCAAGCCGUAAGGGUCAAGGAUGGCGAGGCGCCGAGGAUAAAUCGUCGAGCCCAGAAGACCACAUCAAAACGAUCCUCUCCCAGUCCUGCGGGUCUCGGAGAAGACCAAGUCGCUCAUCGAGUAGGCACCGUCUUCCGCCACCGCACCUACCGCUACGCCGGCAGCAUCCUCGGCUGGGACCCGCACUGCGCCGCCCCCGAAGACUGGAUCGUCAACAUGGGCGUCGACCGUCUCCCCUCCUCCCACCCCACCCAACCCGGAGGCAGACACCAACCGUUCUACCACUCGCAAGUCGCCGACGGAACGCGUCGCUACGUCGCCGAGGUCAACGUCGAGCCCAUCCGCGGUCCCAUCUGGAUCUACGGCCUGCCUUCGUCGCUCGAUCGUGCGGAAAAUGGAGAAAGUGUGGUGGAGGAAGCCAAGGUGCUGGGGAACUCGAUUCACAGGAUGUUGCAGCUGAGAGGGCUGGGAGAGUACUUCCGAUGCUUUGAUCAGCGGAAGGGGAGGUUGAGAAAAAACGCGGAUGCCAGGGUGAUGUUUCCGGAUGAUGUGUCUGAUGAUGAGGAUGAAGAGGGGGAUGCGAUGGUCGGUGGAGAUGAAGAGGAAGAUGUUGCAGAGAGGUUGUCGGAAGAUGCAAGCUGGUAG
Messenger RNA from Pseudozyma hubeiensis SY62, 2949 nucleotides. RefSeq lists its product as hypothetical. Lineage: Eukaryota; Fungi; Basidiomycota; Ustilaginomycetes; Ustilaginales; Ustilaginaceae. The record is from RefSeq and is a predicted model, not a curated record. The transcript has a single exon. Bases 1 to 2949 code for a protein of 982 amino acids. Gene Ontology annotation, molecular function: DNA binding; protein binding.